Messenger RNA from Papaver somniferum (opium poppy), 3059 nucleotides. RefSeq lists its product as uncharacterized. The record is from RefSeq and is a predicted model, not a curated record. The transcript is spliced from 21 exons. Gene Ontology annotation, cellular component: plasma membrane. Lineage: Eukaryota; Viridiplantae; Streptophyta; Magnoliopsida; Ranunculales; Papaveraceae. The coding region runs from base 247 to 2637 and encodes 796 amino acids.
CCUCAGAAGAGAGAAGGAAAAUAAAAUAAAAAUCAUACUCAUUUUCACUCUCUUUUCUUUUGUUUUUGGGUUUCUUCUUAUUAAAUAAUCUCUCCACACUGUUUAAAUUUCUAGGGUUUCUUUGGAUCAUCGUAGAAUCUUAUGUGAAUUUCGUAAUUCCUAGUAUUUUUAGAUUUAUUUAAGUUUUGAUGGAACUGGGUACGUAAUAGUUGUGAUUUUGUGUGUUUUUUGUGGUUGGAUUUGGAUAUGGGAGCUUACAGAAAUGAAUCAGAUUACAUAAGAGAAACUCGAUCUCAAUGGAAUACUAAUUCUAAUAUGGAAAGCGGUGGGAUUGGGAAUUUGGUUGAUAAGUUUUCAGAAAUAGGUGUUCAUAGUCAUCAACACCAGGAAUCUACUCCUAAAGAUAAUAGUCUAUUUCAGGUUAUGAAAGCUGUUGAAGCUGCUGAAACUACUAUUAAACAACAGGUAGAAGAGAAUAAUUGCUUACGGGCGGAGCUUCAGAAAAGAACACAGGAACUUGACAGAUAUAAAUCAGAUGAGUCAAGUUCUCCGAGACUCCAAUCGGAUGGUUUACAGGAUGAGCAUGUUCAGGGAAGUUACAAAGCACAGCGAUUAGAAAAUACCUCAAGGAAUCAAGACGAUAGGGUUAGAUGGACAGAUAAUGCGACAGUACUUGGUUCACAGGGCGCUCUUGUUCUGCAACAAAAUGGAGCGCCAAGAAACGAGCAUCCUGCUGUACAUACUUUUGGUGAAAGUCAGCACUACACUGAAUCCAACAAGUUGAAUGGUACUCUAAGUCAGUUAUCCUCACCAUCUCCAAGGUCCUAUUCUCCAAACAGGUACCUCCGAGAAAGAGAGUUUGAUUCCAAGAUGAAUCUGUCUGGACAAGGGCUGGUUCCAGUUUCUGAACAGGAUAGUCAGAGCAGCCCAUGGAAGAAGGAGCUUGUUCUCAAGGUUAGAGAGCACGAAGAAGAGAUUUUGCAGUUGCGAAAACAUCUCGGUGAAUAUUCGAUUAGGGAAGCACAAAUACGUAAUGAAAAAUAUGCUCUGGAGAAACGUAUUGCUUAUAUGCGUAUGGCAUUUGAUCAGCAACAGCAAGACCUUGUUGAUGCUGCAUCAAAAUCUCUCUCAUACAGACAAGACAUAAUUGAGGAAAACAUACGCCUUACAUAUGCUUUGCAGGCAGCACAACAAGAAAGAUCAAUAUUCAUAUCGUCUUUGUUACCUCUUUUAGAAGAUUAUUCUCUGCAGCCGCCGGUGCUUGAUGCUCAAUCCAUUGUCAGCAACCUAAAGGUUCUGUUUAAACACCUGCAGGAGAAACUCAUUCUUACAGAGGCAAAGUUAAAGGAAUCUCAUUACCAGUUGGCGCCAUGGCGUUCCGAGUCUUUGAAUCCCCCAAGUUUUACUCCACAAUCACAAUCACAAGCACAAUCACCUUCCAGGAGUCCAGCGCUGAAUACAUCACAGAACAAAAAUGGGCUUGAACUGGUGCCUCAGCCAGCAUAUUCUCAUAGUCAGACGCCUAUUUCAGCUCGGGCAAAUGCUCAGGCAGCCACAGAUUGGAACUCAUUGGGGCAGCAUACACACCAAACUGAUUUUGUUGGUGAUGGGUCAAAAAGCCCGGAACCUGAUAACUUGGGACAGCCAUUUCCUUCUACAAGCAGGAAUCCUGCAACCCAAGAUGUAUCACUGAACAUCAGCCAGGGUGGUUUCCGUAAUAAGCAUUUCAGUGAAGAAAACGCUGCUAAACAACUUUCUUUUAAUAACGACUACCUUGGUAGUGGUGGGAUGGACGACCCGGACGCUGUUGGACUUGAUAGUGGGCGAGAGCCUUCACUUCAUUGGAGUUCUGGAAAUUCUCCUUAUAUGACACCGACACAUGAUGAUCCAGGCACCUCAUAUUCUCCUUAUUUACCCGCAGUGCUUGAGGAGCCUUCAUCCUCAUUUUCUGAAGCUGCUGAAGAUGAUCCUUUACCUGGCAUAGAAGGGCUCCAGAUUUCAGGUGAAGCUUUUCCGGGUAGGGAUCUUCAAGCUUGUGGCUAUUCUGUUAAUGGAACAACCAGCUGCAAUUUUGAGUGGGUCAGAUAUCGGGAAGAUGGAUCAGUACACUAUAUUGAAGGUGCAAAGCAGCCUAACUAUCUGGUCACUGCUGAUGAUGUGGAUUCCUACCUUGCAAUACAUGUCCAACCUCUUGACAACAGAAAGCGCAAGGGUGAACUCGUAAAAGUGUUCGCAAAUGAGCAAAUAAAGAUUGCCCUUGAUCCUGAUAUGCAAGAACAGAUAGAGAAAACCCUUCAUAGUGGACAUGCUUCGUAUGAAGUUUCUGUCGCGGUCGGAUAUCUUGAUAUAUGGGAGCCAGCUAUUUUGGCCAUUAAGAGAGAGGGUUACAGUAUCAAGUGCAAUGGACCUCGUGGUGUUGUUGUCACAGAAAAGUUUCUCCCGAUCACAGCUGUUACAAUUCCCUACGGAAGUCCUACAGCAUUUUCGAUUUCUGGUGCUGGCGGGGUUGAACAUCCUUUAAAAACAACAGAUAGUAGCGCGUUAAGAGAUACCAUUGUGCUCACGAUGAGAUUAUUUAUCAUGAGGGCUGUUGAGAAAAGAAAAGGGAAGAAAAAGGGUCUGUUUUUCCACAAGUAGAGUGCAUUUUUGGGGGGCUUUUGUUUCAAGCUCAAUUGGGGGUGUUUUCUGUAAAGUGUUUGUAGUUAAGUAGUAGGUUACUCAUGUGAAAUGAGUGCAGGGUUGUAGAUUUUUCCUGCAGUUAGUGCAUCUAAACCUCAUCUUGUAAGAAGUCCAGUCAAUUUUUUAACUGAGCGAAGUGGAGGCAUUCCAGGGACGUUCCCUGUUGUAGUUCUUAACAAUGUGGUACUAAGUUUUUGCAAGCUCUAUCUUCUCCUUAGAUGCAGGUUUGUCAGCAACUUUGUUAUUAUUGAAUCUUGUAUAGUUACCUGCAGUAUCCUUUAUUAUUUUCUAUUGACGAUGAUGAUGACCUUUCAGAUUUCUAAGUUCGAAAGAAUUCGACUAAUGUCUAAGAGCUGCUAAUUUGCUUCAGCUACUUUUUA